GAUAAACAAGUAAAACCUCCUCAUCCAUGUCAUGUGGUUAGCGCUCUCAAACUUUUCGGUGGAUGAUAAUAAGAGACAUUUCCGUUAAAACUUAGUAAUCUUGUUAAGAUCAAUCAUAAAAAUAUUGUAUGUGUGUGUAAUAAAUCUCGUUAAAAGUUUAUAUUACUCGCUCUUUUUUUGCUGUUGAUACAACGUUUGUUAAGAUGGCUAAUACUUUUGGACUUUAUGUUGGAAAUUCUACAGCCAGUAUUGCAAUAUUUAAGGAGGAAAGAAAGGUUGAAGUCUUAGCAAAUGAAGCUGGCGACAGGGUAACACCAACAGUUGUAACCCUUAGUCAUGAAGAAAAGGUUGUUGGUCCUACAUCAGUUUCAUUUUCUAAGGCAUUUUGUACAGUUGCCAAUAACAAAAAGCUACUAGAUACUACAUUGACUCCUGAAGAUUUAGAACUGUGUAUUGAACAGAGCUCCGUCCCAAUCAGCAAAGAGAAUGGCAUUACUUACACAAUAUCUGAAACAGACCAGAAACCACUUUUGUACACUCCAGUGCAAGUAGCUGUUCUUAUAUUUAAAAAGUUGUAUAAUAUAGGUGUUAGUGCUUGUGGUGAGAAGAAUCUUAGUUGUGUCAUUUGCGCUCCUCAUUCUUGGAAUGAUGAUACAAGAGUUGUGUUAAAGGAUGCAGCAGAAGAAGCUGGAUGGAAAGUAUUACAAAUAAUCAAUGAAGCUCCUGCAGCACUUCUUGCUUACCACAUCGGUUUUGAAAAAGUUCCCCAAGAAAUGAAUGUUUUGGUCUAUCGUUUGGGAGGUAUUAGCUGUGAGGCAUCAGUUAUUAAAGUUGAGUCUGGGUUGUAUUCCACACUCAGUUCUUUUGAAAGUCAAACAGGAGGACAAACGAUAGUAACAGCACUAAAAGAUCAUCUUGUAGAAGAAUUUGCCAGGAAAUUUUAUUUAGAUCCAACAGAGAGCCGUAAAUCUAUUUGGAAAUUCCGAGUUGCUGCUCAGUCUAUGUUACAUACACUUUCUACUGUACCAAUGUGUUCCCGUUUCAUUGAAUCUGCUUGUGAAGGAGUUGAUUUUAACGUAAGUGUGUCGGUAGCUCGUUUGAAUUCACUACUCAGUCCACUUCUUCCCGCUUUUUCUCAACCAAUUCACAAAGCAUUGGAAGCAGCAAACUUGAAAGCAUCAGAUAUUUCCAAGAUUAUAUUAAGUGGCGGAUGUCUCAAGAUACCAAAAAUUCGUUCACAUGUCAGUUCAUUUUUUGACUGUGAAGCACUCUGUUCCAUACCACCUGAUGAAGUUUUAGCAUGUGGUGCAGCCGAACAAGCUGGGCUUAUAUGUAAUUUGGGAAUAGCAUUAAAAUCAGCUGAAGAAAUUCCAUUUUUAGCAUCUCCAGUUAUUAUGAAGCUGAAUAAUGAAGAGAUAACACUGGAGAAAAAUGUUAUUCCUAGUUUCAAACAGCUGAAUAUUAGAGCUGAUGAAGAAGUUGUCAAUAUAUCUGUAAACCAAGGUUCAGUUGAAGGAAAAACAAAACUUGAUAUCGAUGUACCUUCAGAAUUAAAAGUCAAUUUAAAAGUGACUUCACAAGGUGAAAUAUUAAUUGAGGCUCUCAACAAAACCUCAAAUGAAAGUAUAAAAGGUUUUAUUGACUUUCAUGUUGACUGAAGAAAAUAUUUGUAAUGUUUUUGCUUUUUGUACAAGAAAUAUGUGUUGUUAGAGGAUAAUUCCAGAAUCUUGUUAAACUUGUAAAGUGUGACAAAGUUAAAGAAACCAGAAUCCGUCUGUAGUUAUCAUUUUUUAUAAGUGUGUUCUAUAACUAAUUUAAGAAAUAAUGUAUUUUAAUUUACUUGAACUUCAAAUUUUAUUGAUAUUUUGUAAUAAAUUGUUAAUAUGAGA
Messenger RNA from Nezara viridula (southern green stink bug), 1889 nucleotides. NCBI's taxonomy places the organism in Eukaryota, Metazoa, Arthropoda, Insecta, Hemiptera, Pentatomidae. The record is from the annotation of a GenBank genome assembly.